AUGGACGAAGAGGAACCGCUCUCCAUCAUCAUCCGCCGAAAAGUGCGAGCGGGGAGCGGUAAGAAAAUGCCAUCCCUGGCCGCUCUCCCUCCGCAGCAGACAUGAGCCCGGCCGAUGCCGCACCGAGCCGCUCUCACCAUGCGGAUCCACUGCAGAGUACUCCUGAUCGCCCUGUGUUUGGGACUUUUUCUACUUCUUUACUUCUUGGGGGGGAACGGCGGCGCGGAUGAUCCGCUGUUGAAAGAAGUUGGAGCGGAUCGGGACCCGGAGGACCACAGAUCCUCUCCCCGGCUGUCCGAUGAUCGGAGAAGAGAUGCAAAGUUGGCCAGGAAAUCGUCCACAGGAGAGGGCGAGCGUCCGGGAAGACAAGACGGCAGGGCGGCUAGAAAGGGGGGCAGCAUGAAGGCAAAGAGUAAGUUUCCAGGUAACGUUCUCCUACCCGUGACCAGGCGCAGGCUGCCUGAGGACCUCAUGCACUUGGCUGUAGUGGCUUGUGGGAACCGCCUGGAUGAGACCCUCACUAUGCUUAAGUCGGCCCUGCUGUUCAGCCUGAAGAAGAUCAAGUUUCACAUUUUUGCAGAGGACCCCUUGGCCCCUCAGUUUGAAGAAAGGCUUAACCAGUGGCCUCAAUCCAUCUCAGACAGAUUCAAGUAUUCAAUCUACCCCAUCUCCUUCUCUGUGGGGGACGCUGAUGAGUGGAAGAAGCUCUUCAAGCCCUGUGCUGCUCAGCGACUCUUCCUCCCUGUUAUCCUGAAGGAUGUGGACUCGUUGCUCUACGUGGACACCGACGUUCUUUUCCUGCGACCCAUGGAUGAUGUCUGGAUGUUGCUGAAGUCCUUCAAUCAGACCCAGCUGGCAGCGAUGGCUCCAGAGCACGAGGUGCCUAAGAUCGGCUGGUACAGUCGCUUCGCCCGCCACCCUUUUUUUGGGGUCACCGGGGUCAACUCCGGUGUAAUGCUGAUGAAUCUAACGAGGAUCCGCAGUACGCUCUUUAAGAGUAGCCUGAUUCCCGGAGGUCUGUCGUGGGAGGAUCUUCUCCAUCCACUCUACCAGAAGUACAAGAACCACAUCACCUGGGGAGACCAGGACCUCCUCAAUAUUAUCUUCCACUACAACCCAGAGACUCUCUUUAUCUUUCCCUGCCAGUGGAACUACAGACCUGACCACUGCAUGUAUGGGAGUAACUGUAAAGGGGCUGAGGAUGAAGGGGUGUCCAUCCUCCAUGGCAACCGAGGAGUUUACCAUGACGACAAGCAGCCUGCAUUUAAAGUAGUCUAUGAUGCAAUACAUGACUUCCCCUUCGAGGACAACAUGUUCCAGUCCCUCUUCUAUCCCAUCCAGAACAAGUUCCUGGACACAGUCAACACUCUGUGCGGUCGGAUCCCGCAGGUCUUUCUCAAGCAAAUAGAAAAGACAAUGAGGAAGGUGUUUGAGGAAAGGGUGGUACGCCACGUCAGGCCGCGCAAAUGACCGAGAGGGAGAACUGGGCUCCACGUGGAUGAGGAAUGACACCAGGAUCAUUUGGGUCAAACUGGAGGCUCCCAGAGGGUAGUGCUGGACACAUUCGACCUCCUGGAAUGAGGUUCAGAACAUGACAGAGUGACAGUGCCUUGCAAAAGUCUUUACUUCCCCUUAACCUUUACAUUUUGGAACGGGACGACACGAUGUGCACAGGAUUGUGAGCUGGAAACGGAGCCAAACAUCUUUUAAAUCUAGUCGAUGCAUUUUCCUACCAAGUUUAUGCCCAUGUUUUACAAAUGAACAAAAGCUCCAUCCUUGGGAGAGCAUCCUGUGAACAGUAAAUUAAAAAAUAUUCAGUAUACAAUUUGACAGGAACAUUUCAACACAGGUAAAUCCUAGUCUGUUUAGGGAUUUCUUUGUGUGUUUUCAAUAGUAGAAAAUUACCUUUUUUCCUGCAAGUAAAUUCCAGGAAAAAUCUCCCUAAACUACCAGAGAUAUGAAUGUUUUAGCAGCAAUAUUGAAAGUGAGUCUGCAGGUAUGAGAAGAAUUCAACAUCUCUGGAUCUUUUCUGCAGUGGCUAGAUGCCACCAUCAGUAUUUAGUAAAGCACAACAAAUGAAAUCUUUUUUUUAUUUUAACUAUUGAAUACAGAUUAACAUGCACUUUUUUAUAUUGGGACUGGAUGUAUUUUCUAUUUUUUGUUGUUUGUAAGUGAAUGUCCAUAUUUUAAGUGACUUUGCCUGACUAAGGCGAACAAAAUGUGCAAGUUUUUUUUUUAUUGGUGACUUACGAUGGGUGAUAAUGUGCCAUAUAAAUAUUAUUGUGUGCCAUGUUUACUAUCAGAGGAUAUUGAGUGAUAUAGAAGUGUAUGUGUGUGUAUGAUGGAGUGUUGUUUUUUUUAUGUGAUGUAAUGCUGUAAUUAUAUUACAUAUUUCAUCAUGGAAACUUAAAAUGACAGUGCAGUCGAAAUGUUUCAAAAUAAAACAACACAUUGUUU
Molecule: messenger RNA, 2457 nt
Organism: Cyprinodon variegatus (sheepshead minnow)
Lineage: Eukaryota; Metazoa; Chordata; Actinopteri; Cyprinodontiformes; Cyprinodontidae
Gene: gxylt2
Product: glucoside xylosyltransferase 2
Exons: 7
Coding region: 115-1470 (451 amino acids)
Biological process (GO): protein O-linked glycosylation via N-acetylgalactosamine
Molecular function (GO): UDP-xylosyltransferase activity
Source: RefSeq, a predicted model, not a curated record